Bolinopsis microptera is the source of this 906-nucleotide messenger RNA. Its product is annotated as adhesion G-protein coupled receptor G2-like. Gene Ontology annotation, cellular component: plasma membrane. The transcript has 5 exons. Gene Ontology annotation, molecular function: G protein-coupled receptor activity. Bases 1 to 708 code for a protein of 235 amino acids. The record is from RefSeq and is a predicted model, not a curated record. NCBI's taxonomy places the organism in Eukaryota, Metazoa, Ctenophora, Tentaculata, Lobata, Bolinopsidae. Gene Ontology annotation, biological process: cell surface receptor signaling pathway; adenylate cyclase-activating G protein-coupled receptor signaling pathway.
AUGGGGUGCUCUGUUUGUGCUCUCACAACACCAGCUUUGCUGUCCUUAUGCUUGAAACACUCCUUCACCAAAUGUUUUCAGUCAGCUUACGAGAUUGAUCGUGGGUUUGCCGAAGUACAGAGUUACUUAACGUAUGUACUACUCGGAAUUUCAAUCGUCAGUCUCAUCUUAACUCUGGUGUUCCUACUUCCUGCUAAAGCUCUUCGAUCAACUCGAUCCGCUAAGAUCAACAUCUGUUUCACCACCGCACUUUUGUUGGCGUCAUUGAUGUUCCUCAUCCAAGACGCUUUCAUUUCUGCUGAUGAUACCGGAGUCAUAAAACUGAAGUCGACGGGAUGUGCCGUGUACGCGAUGAUCCAGCAUUACUUAUGGCUUGUGGUCUUCGCCUGGAUGGUCGUCGAAGGGUUCCUUAUGUACCUUUCUCUCGUACAAGUGUUCGGAUCUCAUAUCUCAAAGUGUAUGCUGAAGUUUAACCUCGCGGCAUGGGGUAUCCCUCUACCGAUACCAUUCAUCGGAUAUUUCGUCUUCACGAAGCGGCACACCGUAGGUAGCUUCACUUUCACAGAACACGGGUACCUAGCGGACACUAUGUGCUUUAUCCGACCUGAAAGUACAUCCUUCUACACUCUCUUCCUAGCCCCCAUUGUCUUGGUUAUCUUGGUGAACCUUUUUUAUUAUCUGACCCUGAGUUUCUGUUUAAUUAAGUAACAUACCUCCAGAAGUACACUAUUCAUUAAACCCGUACUUUUAAAAGUACAUUAUUUAUUAAACCCGUGCUUUUAAAAGUACAUCAUUCAAAUAUGAUGUACUUUUAAAAGUACGAUGCAAUGUUCCAAAAACGCAAGCUCCAACAAUGAACUUUUAAAAGUACGGGUCGAAAAAGCUAUAAAAAAUAUAAAUUUUUUC